Molecule: messenger RNA, 4004 nt
Organism: Mercenaria mercenaria
Lineage: Eukaryota; Metazoa; Mollusca; Bivalvia; Venerida; Veneridae
Product: universal stress protein Slr1101-like
Exons: 5
Coding region: 1327-1851 (174 amino acids)
Source: RefSeq, a predicted model, not a curated record
CAGUGGGUCUAGUGGAAACUUUAAAAAUCUUGUAUGAAACUGCUGGCGCGGCUUUAAAAUAAUUUCACACACAAAUGGUCCUUGUGUGACCUGCCACCAAGAGUUGCCACUUUUUUCGAUGACUUUAAAAAUUUUCCUGUGAGAAACAGCAGUUCCAAUUUUAAAACAAUUUUACACAAAUAUUUCUUGGAUAUUUGGGGUGUGAUAUCAGGGUUUGACUGUCUACCAUAAUUGUUCAAAAUCUUGCCUUGCCCUAGAUUCAAAAAUAGCCAUGCCCAUGUGUACAUGUGUAACAUGUAUAUAAUGAAAGGCCUUUGAAUAUCAUCUUUUCUGAAUCUAUAGAUAUUUAUAUAAGCAUAACUCUGUACUUGUACCAUUACGUUAUACAAACACACUUGAAGCCUUUUUCACAGGUUAGCGCUUUAGGGUCAAUGAUCCUCUUGUUUAACAGUUUAUGAUUUUAGACCAUUGAAGUGAAGUCCACCCAGCUUGACACAACUCAUAAAUUGGAAAGAUCAAGACUAUAACUCUUUCUUGAAUCAAUAUAACAUUGUCACCCAGACUGAACAUCAAAGGCACAGUAUUUUUGAAAAUGAUAAAAUUGGUAUUUAUUACCAGUAUAACCUUUUUCAAACAAAUGCCCGUCAGCUUAGCUCAAUAGGGAGAACGCAGAUCUAUGGAUCGCGGGGUCUUGAGUUCGAUCCUUGGGCGGGGCGUAUGUUCUCCUUGAACUUUCGAUGAAAGACAUUGUCAUUCGUUCUUCGUCUCUGAUUCAUGUGGGGAAGUUAGCAGUUACUUGCGGAGAACAAGUUUGUACUGGUACAGAAUCCAGGAUAACUGGUUAGGUUAGGCCGUUACAUAACUGAAAUAAUGUUGUUAAACGGCGUUAAAUCCAAAUCAAACUUUUUUAUUCAAACAAGGUUUUUGGUGGGAUUCUGAAUCACAUUUAAUGAUAGCUCUAGUUAAAAUUUAAACGCUACAUUUUAGGGAAAACGCUAAUUUCCUACUGUCACUUUUGUUUGAGUUUUUAUAGAGUAAUAUAUAACACCAGUACAUCUUUAACAUCACUACAUCAAGCAGUUAAAAAUACAUUAAAGAACUUACCAUGUUUCAGACACUAGGAAUGUAAUAAAAAUGCAGUUGCGACUGUUAACUGAGCACAAACUAUUUGAAACAGACUGUAGAUUUGGAGCGGAUUAUGCGAAGUAUACAUAAUUGAAGUAUUGACUGUUUGCUAACGUACACGUGUAGGGUACUCGGUUGUUUACUAACACGAAUUAAUAUCUUUUUUGCUGGAGUUACAGAUUACUCAUAAGUGAUUUUAAAAUGGCCUCGGGAGAAGAAGCUGUUGCAGCACCAAAACGGGUGGUAGCCGUAGCGAUAGAUGAAAGUGAAAAUUCAAAGGAUGCAUUCAGAUAUUACAUGCAGAAUGUGCGAAAAGAUGGGGACAAAGUAUACCUGAUUAAUGCCGUGGAAAUCAACAAUGUUCUCCAUUCAUCACAAUGGUACAGCUCGCCUUAUUCUUUCAACCCUGAAACGCUGCAAAGGUUACUAGAGGAAGAAAAAGCGAAUAUCAAAAAGAAACUAGAGAAGUUUGCGGAACUUCUAAAAGAUGCUGGGUGUGACGGUACAGUGAAGAGUAUUCACGCGGAGUCACCAGGCGAGGGUAUAUGCAAGGCUGUCACAGAAAUCGGCGCUUCCAUGGUUAUCAUAGGCACUCGAGGAAUGGGGGCAAUUAGACGCACGUUACUGGGCAGCGUAAGUGACUACGUCCUGCAUCAUGCACACGUGCCUGUGUUAAUUUGCAGGCAUGAAAGCAACCAUCAUCAGCAGCAAUCUAAAAAGCAAUAAGAACUACUCCGGCCAAUGUUACGUUCAUUUAUCAAAUUAACAUAUCGUGGGAUAUUAUGGUUCUGGUGGCCAGCUUGUUUGUUCUUUAAACUUUGACACAUAUGAUUACAAAAGCGUGUAUCUUGCCUCACUAAACAUUGCUAUAGGUGCGAUGGUGUCCUCUCGAAUAUAGAUACUGUUUCCCACCUAGUAAAGUUCGUUGACAGAAAAAUAAAGGAAGUUCAGUCUUUGAUGAAGGAUGAAGGAGGAGCCUACAUGAAACAUAAUGCGACCUUUAAUAUAUAUAUUUCAAGAUACUUUACUACUAAUCCUAGUGUUUAUAAAUUUAUACAAUUGUUAAACGAAGAUAAAAAUCAGUACUGCAAAAUUAGCACUAUUCUUUAUUAGAGCCUUUGAAAGACGAGACAAUGAAUUAGUUUAAUGUUUCUUUAUUACUAUAUGACUUUGUUAUAUUGUGUUAUUGACAUGCUCAGGUCCCUUUAUUUCUAUUAUUAUUAUCAUGUAUUCGCUCUCUCUCUCUCAACGCAUGCAUUGUUAUUUACAUUUAUAAAACAUGUUGUUAUGACGAUGAGUAUUGUGCUCAAGUCUAAAUAAACCAUAUGUUCUAUUCUGUUCUGUUUAAUAUCGAAUGAACUCAUGUUUAUUUAAAUUUAUUCCAGUGAAUUUGUUUAAGAUCGUAUAUUAUUGUAAUUUAUGUGUAAAAAUAAUCAGUAGAAAUAUGCAUUAUUUACUCAGAUAUUGCAAAGUUUUACUUUAAGAUGUAUUUGAUGUGUGAGUCCAAGGUAAGUCUGUUUCAUUCUAUAAUGUUUUCAUAUGACAAUAACGUAUUUUAUACGUAAUUUUCAACUGUUCGUUAAAUAGUUCGUCUGUUUAUUUAAUGUUUCACCUGUCUAUAUUUUUUUUUUAAAUAUCAUUUCUCAAAAUACAUUAGCUAACCUAGUAACAUAAUUAUGUUAUUUAAACCGACUUUCUUUCAUGUGGGUCGCGAUUAGUGUAAUAAUAUUGAAGGUUUUAAACUGUAACAUUGAUGGAGCGAGUGAGACUUAUAAACGAUUGAGAACAUAUUUUAAGUAUACCCAAAUUUUGAAGUUUAGGUUCAUGUAUCUAUUAUAUGACCAGUACUGUACAAAAUAAUUAUCGUAAAAUGUUGUUUUUCAUGAUAACGUUUUAUUGACGCUCCAUUUAGCACCUCGUCCCCUGAUCAUUAUCAAAAUGUCGUAUUUUUAAAACAGAUGAUAAUAUCUGUAUUUAAAUGGGUUAUAUUGCUCCAGUUAAAAUCCAACUUUUUUCAUAUUAUCAGUCAGAGGUUCGAUGUGGUCCUAAGAAGACCAAAGGACUUGUGGAAGACCUUGGUCUGCGAGAAUGCUUGGCAAAUUGAGUAAAGAUAGUUGUCUAAUUCAUGAAACUUCUUUUCUUUUACUGCCCUAGGGUUUUCUACAUACAUGGAAUAGGUUAUUAGGACACCGGUUCAACUAGGCAACACAUUUGGGAUUCAUUAGUUUAUAAAUUAACAUACAUGAAUAAAUACCAAGUGCAUAUUUGUUUUAGUAAUACUACAGAGCGUGCACGUGUGGUUUAUUACUUUUGAUAUCUUCUGUCCCAUGUAAAAAAUUUAACUGCCCUAUAUGUAGUCAUCAAAAGGAUGUAAACAAGUUUUGUAUUUAGUUGAAUCGUGUAGGAUUGGUAAAACCAUACAGGUGUAAUACUAUAAGUACGCUAAGGUAACACUACAUUGUAUUUUCAAAGGCUAUUAGAGGACAUUUACAUUUAACUUGAUAGCAAAGUCAAAUGUAUUGAUUUUUACGAACAUUUGCAAAGUCUUACAUUUCUUUAUAUUUUGUGCGAUAGUAAGUUUGUACAGUUCGUUUAAAUUGUAAACACCAUGUUUGUAAACAUUAAAGAUUGCGUUUUGUAACCUUAACUCCGGCUUCCAUAAUUUAGUGUUUCUAGUAUAAGAAAACGUGAGCUCUAGCUAAAACAAAACAUAAUCAGAAAGUGAGAGGUCAUUUUGUAAGUAGAGAAAUUUUGAAAUUGAAAACCUGUAAACAUGUAUGACCUAGUAAUCGAACUGUAUAUGUAAUUUAUUAUAUUAUAUUAUAUUAUAUUAUAUUAUAUUAUUGCAAAUAUAUAGGGAACAGUUUAUAAUGCUUUGU